UGCGGUGAUUGCAUCUGAGCAAGGAGGAGGCAUCGCUGUGACCAAGUUCCAACUUCAGAUCCGGGUGACAAACGUUCUGGUUGCGGGGGAUAGCCUGAAAUCAUGACAUUGACAAUAAAGUGUGUUCCAUUGGUACCGAACUACAAUUUCUGCUGCUGUUCCUGCAGCUUGAAGACUGGAAUCCUCGUCAUGGCUGCGAUUGGACUGCUGUCUGAAGCAGCGGAUGGUAUUCGAGCCCUGGUCAAAUUGUCGUAUUGCGAGGAAGAGAACCCUGCAAAUGCUUCGCUCUUUCCGACAGACUCCAGAGAAGUUCUCGUGACCAGAUUUGCCGGAUACGUGGUGCAUGGCUUCGUCCAUGGGCUUCUCAUAUAUGGUGUAUGGAACGAGAAACCUGUACUUAUGCUGCCGUACAUAUUGAUUCAAUUUAUCGUUAUAAUUAUUGUUAUCAUAUUCCUCUUUGUCGUAAUCAUAGUCCUCUUCCGCGAGGCGAUGAUCGGCUACGGUAUUCUGACGCUGCUGAUUGGAGGACUGGUAACAGCGUUCGUGGCGUACCUGUGGGCCGGAGUGUAUACAUACUACCGACAGUUGGAAGAGAGAAAGAUGGAGCUGGCACCGCAAAACACAACUCAGAUCCUGGUCUACGAGAAACCUCCCGAGGAAGAAACAAUUAUAAAUCCAGAUGAAAUUAGAAAUGCGUAUACACAGAUAGAACGUAACAUCCAGCAAGGUCAUCCACAAGCUGUAUAAGGGCAAUCACCUGGAAGCAAUAUAUAAAGUAGUUUGUUCCAUUAUUUCUGUUGCUAAACUGAAAAGUUUCUGUGUAACACUUUGCUUGGAGGAGCAUUGGAGCGUGAUAAUAAUUAUUCAAUACUAUCAUCUUAGAACUUCCCGGAAAUCGUUGAGACGCUCAGGCUGAAAUGUCGGAAGCUCCUCCCCCCGAGUCCUUCCGUGCAGCUUCUGACUGCUAGCGGAACCGACAAACCCGUAUACAUUAUAAGUGAAAACCACUUACAUCCCAGAUGAAGCUGGAAAUCUUCACCUUUGUUCCACUAACAUCCAUGUUCCCUCUGUAUAACGUUUACAUUCAUACUUUUUUAUUGCUAGUGGGGUGGGACUAAGUCCCUUGUACUGCGGCCACUUCUGGCCUAUUG
Molecule: messenger RNA, 1151 nt
Organism: Cryptotermes secundus
Lineage: Eukaryota; Metazoa; Arthropoda; Insecta; Blattodea; Kalotermitidae
Exons: 6
Coding region: 103-747 (214 amino acids)
Source: RefSeq, a predicted model, not a curated record